Messenger RNA from Vicia villosa (hairy vetch), 1415 nucleotides. Its product is annotated as cysteine proteinase 15A. Gene Ontology annotation, cellular component: lysosome. The record is from RefSeq and is a predicted model, not a curated record. The transcript has 4 exons. The coding region runs from base 61 to 1152 and encodes 363 amino acids. Gene Ontology annotation, molecular function: cysteine-type endopeptidase activity. NCBI's taxonomy places the organism in Eukaryota, Viridiplantae, Streptophyta, Magnoliopsida, Fabales, Fabaceae.
ACCAUCAUCUCAACCCAAUCCACUUUCCCUUCUCUCCCAACAAACCCUCACUCCCCCACCAUGGACCGCCGUUUCAUCUUCGCCCUCUUCCUCUUCGCCGCCGCAGCAACCGCCGCAACCGAUAAUACCAACAACGACGACUUCAUCAUCCGUCAAAUCGUCGACAAAGAAGAAGAUCACCUACUAAACGCCGAACAUCACUUCACUUCCUUCAAGUCAAAGUUCAGCAAAACCUACGCGACGAGAGAGGAACACGAUUACCGAUUCGGCGUGUUCAAGUCGAAUCUCAUCAAAGCGAAGCUCCACCAGAAGCUCGAUCCUACCGCGGAGCACGGGAUAACUAAAUUCUCCGAUUUAACGGCGUCGGAGUUUCGCCGUCAGUUUCUCGGACUCAAGAAACGUCUCCGUUUGCCGGCUCACGCUCAGAAGGCUCCGAUCCUCCCUACCAACAACCUCCCGGAGGAUUUCGAUUGGCGUGAGAAAGGCGCCGUUACUCCCGUCAAGAACCAGGGUUCAUGCGGUUCAUGUUGGGCGUUUAGCACAACUGGAGCUUUAGAAGGAGCACACUAUCUGGCUACUGGGAAGCUAGUAAGCCUUAGCGAACAACAGCUUGUGGAUUGUGAUCAUGUGUGUGAUCCAGAGGAAGCUGGUGCAUGUGACUCGGGCUGUAAUGGUGGAUUGAUGAACAAUGCAUUUGAAUAUUUACUCGAGUCUGGGGGAGUGGUUCCAGAAAAGGACUAUGCUUACACCGGAAGAGAUGGCUCAUGCAAAUUUGACAAAAGCAAAGUUGUUGCAUCUGUAUCUAAUUUCAGUGUGGUUUCCCUAGACGAAGACCAAAUUGCUGCAAAUCUAGUAAAGAAUGGCCCUCUUGCAAUUGCUAUUAAUGCAGCAUGGAUGCAGACAUACAUGAGUGGCGUCUCAUGCCCAUACGUCUGUGCAAAAGCGCGUUUGGACCAUGGUGUUCUUCUAGUUGGCUUUGGAAAAGGUGCUUAUGCUCCCAUUCGAUUGAAGGAAAAGCCUUACUGGAUCAUUAAGAACUCUUGGGGAGAGAAUUGGGGAGAACAGGGAUAUUACAAGAUCUGCAGAGGUAGAAAUGUCUGUGGUGUCGACUCAAUGGUUUCAACUGUAGCUGCAGCUCAACCCAACCAUUGAAUACAGGGAUGCUGAUUCUAGUCUGUCUUCAUCUCAUGUGACACUAAGUUAGUUGAAUUUGUGUAAAUAUAUUAUCAUGAAGUUGUGAAUGUUUCUACUGGUCAGGGCAAAACUAUCUCUAAGUAGUAUCAAGAGAUUGCCACGAUCAUGUUAUUUCAGUAGUUGGUAAUUAUGUCUCCCUUCCUGUUACCGUGGUGGUGUUUAUCCUUAGCCAUGGCAGAAUAGCAGGUAAAUGAACUGGAAAAUAAUUAUGAACUUUAUUA